AUGAAGGCGCUGCACGCUGUGGGGGAAUCGUUUCUCACCCAUUUGUUCCAGGAGUCCUAUUUCAUGACGAUCCAUGCGAAGCGCCUGACUUUGAUGCCGAACGACUUGCACCCGGCGAUGAGGAUGCUGAACAUCGAACGCGGUGGCUCUGGCAGCGGCGGGCGGCCCGCGCCGCCACUGGAUCCGGCUAUGGCCGCCGACGUGGCGAGCACCCUCCUCGACCCGGAGGGCAUCGCCCGCCUUGUCGGAGAGGUCCUCGGCGUGGAUGAGGCCGAGCAGCUGAACGCGGCCAAGCGGCUCGCCUUCGCAUGCGACGCCAACGAUGCCCAAGGCAAGGUGGCCGACAUCUUGUACUAUAAAUUGCCGCAGCACAAGCUCGACGUCGCUGGCGCACUGCUUCCUCUAUGGAACGACAUGAACGAGACUGAGCAAAUGGACUCCUUCGCUGAUAUCACCGAGUGGCUCGAUUCGGGGGGGGGCUCCGGGUCCAUUCCCCCCGCUCCGACCCAGGACGGGGCGUGGGGCCCAGAGAUCAUGGGGUGGGUGCUCCAAAAUCGGAAGCUCCCAGACAUCCUCGAGCGCCCUUUGCUCCACGGCAUCUGCAGGGUCAUGAUCUUCCGUGCCAAUUUUUCGAUGAAGCGGACCGGCUUCUGGGGGCCGUUGUCGGGCCAGGACAUCGAUGCGGAUAUGGCGGAUGUCAUCAUUGGCGAGGGCGCUGGCGAACCGGACGAAGCGCCAUCGGCGCCCUCGUCGCAGCCGUCGUCGCAGGACGCUGAGGCGGCGCUCCUGAACGCCGACGAGAAGCGGGCGGCUGGGGGGGGCGUGGACACGUGCGUGCCCAAGAAAGGCAGGGCCGACGUAUGGAAGCAUGCGUAUCUUCUGCAUUCGCAGCCCAAGGAAGUGUUCUGUAGAAUCUGCUGCCCACUUGGCGAGGAUGGCAAUCCCGUCAGCCAAGAUAAAUGGCAGCAGGACGGUUGCCGGGAUUACGCUGCUGGUAGCACUUCGAACAUCCUGGAGCAUUUGAGACGGGUUCACCCGCACUUGGCCUUCCACGCGGCCAAGCGUUCGGAGGCUCCGUAUCCGCCGGAUGCGCAGACGCAGAUAGGUCGCGCUCUCAGCAUCGCAUUUUGCGUCAUCGACCUGAGGCCGUUCAGAGUGUUCGAAGCCCCUGGCGCCAAAGCGGUCCUGCAGAUGCUGAUGCCCCGCGUGCAGUUGCCCUCCAGGCAGACGGUGACGCGGCACGUGAAGUGUUUCCGAGAGGAAGUGGCUUCGCGCGUCCGAAACAUCUUGGCGGACAUCCUGGCUGGAGGGAAUAAGGCAGUUGCGGAAGUUGACAUGUGGCCCGCUCCGAAUAAGCAGUCAUACUUUGGAUUGAUCCUCCACGGCGUCACGACUGGUUUCAAGCGCGUUUCCUUGCUCUUGUACUGCGACGUCCUGGGCGCAGAGCACACGGCCGCUAACCAGGCGCAGAGGAUGAUUUGGAGCUGCAAGGAACAGCGGGGCAUCAAGGUGGAGGACCUCUUCUGGGCGGUGGAGAGCGACAACACCGGGAAUGCCAUAAAUAUCUCCAGGUGCUUGAACGUGCAGCAGCUCAGGUGCAUGUGCCACAUCUACAAUCUGACCCCGCGUCAUCUCCUGUUCCCGGUGAAGCGCGUGGUCGCGGGGAACGAGGUCCACCAGGCCCACGAGAGGUCCGUGCCGGCCGUGUGCAACCUGUGCGAGACGGCGCGGGCCCUCGUGAAGCACUUCCGCCGGCACGAGAACUGCGCGAUUGAGCUCGCCAGGGUCACCCAGCGCAUCGGCUGCCCUCCGCGCCAGCUUGUCCUGGACAAUUCCUCUGCGUGGACGUCUGCGGUGACGAUGCUGGAAGGCAUCUGCGCUCUCCAGGUAGCGAUCGUCGCAUACGACAACGAGAACACUCGUCUCCCGGUUCACGCCCGCUUGUCGGAGGCGCAGUAUGAUCUCGCGCGCCAAGUCAUUGGCGCCCUGCGCCUGGUUUCCGACGCCGCGGACGCCAUGCAGGCGCAUCGGGCUUUCGCCAGCGAGGUCGUGCCUCUCAUGGUCACGGUCGAGCAGGCGCUGGCCCUGCGGGCUGCCGUGCUGGAAGACCUGAUGGCGAAUCAGCACCAUCUGCAGUCCUCCGAAGAAACGCUUCUGGUCGCUAGCGCCGUGGACCCGCGCACACGCCUGCGAGGCGUCCCCUUGUCUGGCGAGCAGCGCGCCGAGGUCAUCCGCAUCGUGAAGGAUCAUGCGAAGAGCAUGCUGCAGGCGAGUCAGCAGCUAGCCCAGCCGGCGCCGCCCGCCCAGCCAGCGGCGGCCGCCCCCGCGCCCGCCGCGCGGUCUUCCGCCACAGAUCGCGCGCUCAAGCGCUUGAAAAGGUCGCAGGGCGAGCCGCGCGACAGACCUGGGACUGACGACGACCUGAUCUCGAGCACGUUGGAGGUUUACUUCAGCGAGGACACCGCGAUGCCCCCCUUGGAGAGCUGCCCCUUCGAGAAUUUCGAGGAGUCGGGGAAGCCGGGGCGGGCCGCGAAGGCGAUGGUGCUCGGCCCCGUCGCGCGCAAGUUCCUGGCCAUCCCCGGGGCGAACCACCGCGUGGAGCGCUUGCGGAGCACCUGCAGGCGACGGCGCUCGCAGCACCGCGGGAAUCGUCUCGCAGGCCGUACUGGAUCUCUCAUGUACAAGGCUCUGCAGGAUGCGAAGGUUGAUGUGCGUGCGCUUGUCCACUCUGCGGACAAAGCGAAAGCAGUUCUGGGUUGCGAGAAGUGUGAUGAGUCUGAGGGCAUCUACCUCGGCGACGUGACUAACAAGAACACCAUUCAGGGCGCAUUCAACGGCGUGGAUACAGUAGUGAUUGCGGUCGGCGCACAUGGAGAUGAGCCCGACGAUGUGGUGGACAAGAUCGAAUGGUACGGUGUCAAGAACCAGGUCGAGACUCUUCUGGCUGGGGGCAAGGAUGGCAAGCGCAUUGUCUUGUUCUCGUCCAUGAGCACCUCGAAGCCUCACAACCACGUGCUGGAGGACAAGGCUAAGGCAGAGAAGUACAUCAUCGAGCAGGGCGUGCCUUACACCAUCGUGAAGCCAUGCGGCCUCUCCGAAGACGCUGCGGGCGACCGCGAGCUCCUUAUCGGCCAUGAUGACGUCGCCGAUGCGAACGACUGGUUCAACAUUGGUUUCUACAUGGUUCCGCGUGCGGACGUCGUCUCCGUUGCGUCUGCCGCUCUCCUGAGCCCUCCAGCGGACCAGAUGCGCUUCGACAUCUGCGCCAAGCUUGUCGGCAGCGGACCAGCCGAUGUCAAGGCGGCUGUUCAGGAGGCUG
Messenger RNA from Prorocentrum cordatum, 3319 nucleotides. The record is from the annotation of a GenBank genome assembly. Lineage: Eukaryota; Dinophyceae; Prorocentrales; Prorocentraceae.